AUGGCGCUACAGACGAUCCGAUCCCUUUUCCAAAAACCCAGCAGCCCGUCUGUCUCGUUCCAGAUCCUUUCUGACCUACAUCUGGAAAUCAGUCAAGAAUAUUCCUUUGAAAUCCCCGUUUGCUCCAAAUACCUCAUCCUAGCAGGCGAUAUCGGCCGUCUGGAAGAUUACGACAAAUAUCGUGACUUCUUACAAAUUCAAACAUCCAAAUUCGAGCUCGUCUUCUUGGCCCUCGGAAACCAUGAAUUCUACGAAACAACCUUCAACACAGGCCUAGAAAAAGCAAAACAUCUCGAAAAAGAACCUUGUAUGAAAAACCGCCUUGUAUUACUCCACCAACGACGCUACGACAUCCCGGAUUCCAACAUAACAAUCCUGGGCUGUACACUCUGGUCCCGGAUUCCCCAGAAAUCAGCCGAUAUAGUCCAUUACCGAAUCUCCGAUUUCCAAAAGAUUAAAGAAUGGUCUGUUGAGCAACACAAUAAUGCGCACGACUCCGACUUGACCUGGUUAAAAAGUGAGAUCCGGGCUCGGAAUGAUGAAAAGAGGACUAUCCUGGUCGUUACGCAUCAUGCGCCUUCACUGCAGCGCACUUCGAGUCCGGUGCAUGCUAAGAAUGGGUGGAGGUUUGCGUUUGGAUCGGAUCUGCUAUCGUUGUCUUGGGGUGGGGUUCGGACUUGGGUUUUUGGGCAUACGCAUUAUACGACUGAGUUUAGGAAGGGGGGUAUUACGGUUGUGAGUAAUCAACGGGGUUAUGUGCUUCCUUGGACGACUGAAGCGGUGAAUUUUGAUGUUAAGAGGGUGGUUUGGGUGUGA
This is a messenger RNA of Penicillium griseofulvum, 816 nucleotides long. RefSeq lists its product as uncharacterized. The record is from RefSeq and is a predicted model, not a curated record. Lineage: Eukaryota; Fungi; Ascomycota; Eurotiomycetes; Eurotiales; Aspergillaceae. Gene Ontology annotation, molecular function: hydrolase activity. The transcript has a single exon. The coding region runs from base 1 to 816 and encodes 271 amino acids.